AUCCCAAUCAUAUAGCUGAACCUAAAUGGAAUGAGCUUACAAAGUGUGAAAAUGGUAGCAAAUGUGAUACUGGUGCACCUUUCACAAUGACUUUAGUUAAGACCAUAAACAGAGUUUUAGUGGUAAUUAUCAUUGUGUCACACUGUAGUUGGAAUACUCUUACCACAUCCACCUCAGUUACGUAG
Entrophospora sp. SA101 is the source of this 185-nucleotide messenger RNA. The record is from the annotation of a GenBank genome assembly. Lineage: Eukaryota; Fungi; Glomeromycota; Glomeromycetes; Entrophosporales; Entrophosporaceae.